Molecule: messenger RNA, 1305 nt
Organism: Saprolegnia diclina VS20
Lineage: Eukaryota; Oomycota; Saprolegniomycetes; Saprolegniales; Saprolegniaceae
Exons: 2
Coding region: 20-1246 (408 amino acids)
Source: RefSeq, a predicted model, not a curated record
CAACGCCAAAUUUAGCGCCAUGGAAGCAUCGGCCGAGGACAAGCAUCCAGCUGGCGACUACCGCGAGCUGCUCACGUCCAAGGCGUCACGACGACCGCUGAGCAAGCGCGAUGCGCGCCGCAGCUUUAUCGAGCUCACGCGGCAAGCCUCCAUGGGCCGCACGUCAGCACCGACGUCGGGCAGCGGCUGGGUCUCGAUCGACGCGCUUCUGCACGAGAAGAGCACCGACAACGACGACGAUGACGACGAUCAUAGCACCAUCGCACGCUCCCAUGGGCGAUUAUCGCUCGCGAUGCGUGCACAAAGCAAUGUUCGCAUUGGCAGCUUGGACUUGUACGCUGCGUUUGCUGUCUUUGGCUAUUACCUGUUGACGUUCGAGACGCUCGUGGUCUUCUUCAACACGGUGCUGGCCACGUCCGUGUACUAUUAUGUCGAUACGCACACAGACGCUGUCUUCAACUACAACCUCUCGUGGACGCUCGUGACAUUUGCUAUCGUUUCGCCCAUCAUCAUGCAGACGCAGCAGGCGUACAACCGCCGCGAGAAUGCGCUCUUGCUCGUGGCUGAAACCAAGGCUCUCAUGCUCAACGUGUAUGUGGCCCAUCGUCAGUGGAUUGUACCGGCCAAGCAAGCGUGCGUCCCAACGGCGCUCCUCACUCGCACGCGGCUACUCAUUCGCGGCAUCAUGUACGACCUCUGCGAGCUCGUGAGUUUGCCCAACGUCACGCGCGGUCGUCACCGGUUCACGUCCGCGGGCGUCCGCGAGUCCCAGGCGCAACAGGCGCAGCAGCAGACACUGCGGUCACGCCUCGCCGUCGGCUUGGAGCAGCUCCACGGCCAAGUGCGCGAUCUGAAAGGCCACGGGCUCUCGGAAGGCGAGGCCUCGCGUCUGUACCAGUACCUCUGGAUGAUCCACUCGCGCGUGCUGAGCUUGAUCAACAUCAAAAUGUACCGGACGCCCCAAGCGACGCGGUCGUUCACAAAGGUGCUCGUGCACGUUCUGCCGUUCUUCUACGGUCCGUACUAUGUCAACGUGGCGUCGGGCGACGGGGCCACGAACCGUACAAACUUUGCGUUCGCGCUCGCGUUUGCCAUCCUUACAAGCCUCAUGAUGAUUGGCAUUCUCAACGCCCAAGAAGCGCUUGAAGACCCGUUCAGCGGGGAUGGCCUCGACGUCGUGCACAUGGAAAUCGUGUUUGAUCGGCUCGAAGAAGACAUGGCAGCCAUGUACGACGGCGCCACGUAAUCAGCUCUGGUCGUUGCGUGUUCCUGUAUUUACAUCAAAGCUCAAGUAUAUCUGACUGA